Molecule: messenger RNA, 276 nt
Organism: Acanthamoeba castellanii str. Neff
Lineage: Eukaryota; Discosea; Longamoebia; Acanthamoebidae
Exons: 2
Coding region: 1-276 (91 amino acids)
Source: RefSeq, a predicted model, not a curated record
AUGACGUCUGGGGACGUGUUCAGCUUCUCUCCGCUCGUGCGGUGCAAAGACGGUCGAUUGCUGCGGUUGGCCGACCGGAGCCAGUUCUUUUACGACCACGACGGCAACGCACACUGCGCUAUUUUGUGCGCGACGAGCUGGCAUGAGGACACCAUGAAGGAGAGCGAGCGCUUCAACAAGUGGCUUCCACUGCGUCAGCUGGCCUACCACCCUGAGCCUCGCCCGGGCGACGAUGAAGCCAACGGCGGCGCAACAUCAUCAUCAUCAUCUGGCUAA